AUGGAUCGUCCACUCGGCCCGCCAGGCACCAACGAGCCUCUUGCCGUCAUCGAUGCUGUACACCGCCAUCACAAUCUCCCACAUCACUCCGACCAUCGCAGCAGUGACGACCCGCCACUCUUGACACACAGCGCCUCCGCUUCCUUGCCUGCGCUGCAUCGCGAUGCAAGCUCCUACAAGCAGCUCAAGGAAGCAUGGAUCGCCGAUCAGACCGGGAGCUCGAUCCACGUCGUCAACACGCUCGGGCUCGUGAUGCUUCUGACCUACGCGAUAUGGGCUGUACUCAGCGCUAAACGUAUACGUUUUGUUCGUAAGGAUCGACGAUGGCGACCGAAUGAUAGCUCACCCUGGUCACAUGUGACGGCUAUCAUGGACAAGUUCAGCGACUGGCAGCUCGAGUUUCUCGUUCUCAUCGUGCCGGCGGUGGCCUCACAUACAGUAUUUGCUACGCAUCUGCUGGCAACGAACGGUGUGUUGAUCGCGAUACUGGUGUGCCUGCUUCGUAGCGGUGCAUCACUGCCGUCAAAGACGAAAGGCAAGAACGACAGCAAGGACAAACGACAUUGGUCGAAAAAGUUCUCUGACGACGAGGAUCAAGACGACCUAGUUGUCGACACCGGCAUACACGCAACAACAUCGUCCUUGGCCCCUUCAGCCACAGCAGAACCUGAGCCACCAUUUCGAGUCUCGAUCGACUCGGCCGCUGAUGCAGCACACGCCUCAGCCGCCCCACCCAACUUCUACUCCGGUCCCGGCUCCUCCUCCUACCACUCUGACCUCGAUCUAUCCAUCGAUACCUCGGUGAGCACCGCUCCGCAGAGUCCGAUCCUCGGAUCAGCGACUUCCAGCUCAGCAGCUUCUCGUGGUGACCUGGCAUUUCUAUCGCCCGACGUAGCAACUACCUCGGCGUUCCCAUCGCCGACACGACGUCCAGCAGAGCUCACAGCGUUGAAAACCUCGCCGUUGCAACUGCUGCAUUCCAGAGACGCAUCCGAUGCGCAAUCCGUCGUAUCGGCUUCGUCUGCCAUGUCACCGCUGGCUAGGAGCGUAGUGGAUCCUUGGGGAAAGGGGAAACAUCCAUCACCGUCGAUCGACCAUUCCACCUCUCCCGCUACGGACGAAUCAACCCUUCACGACCCACCCUCAACAAGCUCGACCAAGUCGCACCCGCACUUUGAGCGAAACCUCUUCGUCCGACCGCGACCCUUCCUCACCGUCUACCGAGCGCACAUGAUGCUCGUCACCAUCAUCUCCAUCCUCGCCGUUGACUUCCCCGUCUUCCCGCGCUUCCUCUCGAAGUGCGAAUCCUGGGGCACCAGCUGGAUGGACAUGGGUGUCGGUUCGUUCGUCUUCAGUCUCGGCAUCAUCUCCGCCCUGCCGUUCCUCAAGAGUCCUGAGAAUCGCUUUCGUGGGGUACGACGACAGCUGUGGAGUGACUUUCGAAAGUGUCUACCGCUGUUGGCGUUGGGGGUGGUGAGGGUGGUUAGUGUGAAGGGGGUGGAGUAUGUGGAGCAUGUGGGUGAGUAUGGUGUUCAUUGGAACUUUUUCUUUACGCUGUCGGUGCUGCCGUUGGCUAGUUCGGUGGGGAGGAUGAUGGCGAGGGCUGGUGGGCUGAGGUUCAGCGUUGUCGGGAUAGCGAUAUCACUGCUGCACCAGAUCCUGUUGAAGACGACGGCGUGGGAGCAAUGGGCGUUAUCCGACACGUUGCACCGAGAUACACUCUGGAGUGCCAACAAAGAAGGUCUGACCAGCAUCGUAGGUUACCUCGCUAUAUUCUACAUCGGCCUCGAUCUAGGUCACUACGUGCUACCCCUAGACCCCUAUUUCGCCUAUCGAAAGAUUCGCCGCAGACGGGCGAAACCAAGAACGGAUAAACUAGCGAUGGUACUUGCAAGCCUAGCCAUCCUAGAGUGGAGCGGGUUUGGGUUGGCGAGUGUGGUGGGGUGGAGGACGAGUAGGAGGCUGGCGAAUCUGCCGUACGUGCUGUGGGUGGUGGCGUUCAACACGUCGUUCUUGUUGGGGUAUGUCGUGGUGUACGGGUUGGUGCUGCAGCCGGUGGAAGAGCAAGAGGGGAGGGAGGAUUCGAUGACGCCGCGGAUACUGGAGGAUCUGAAUAGACACUCGUUGACGGUGUUUUUGGCGGCAAACGUGCUGACGGGGUUGGUGAAUCUGACGAUCGAGACGAUGUAUACGAGGGAUGCGGUGGCGGUGGGGUUGUUGUUGGUGUAUGUGGGGGUGUGUUGUGGGUUGGCGAGGUGGUUGAGUGCGAGGGGGUAUAGAUUGAAACUGUAG
Pseudozyma hubeiensis SY62 is the source of this 2292-nucleotide messenger RNA. Its product is annotated as GPI-anchored wall transfer protein 1. The record is from RefSeq and is a predicted model, not a curated record. Bases 1 to 2292 code for a protein of 763 amino acids. Gene Ontology annotation, molecular function: glucosaminyl-phosphatidylinositol O-acyltransferase activity. Lineage: Eukaryota; Fungi; Basidiomycota; Ustilaginomycetes; Ustilaginales; Ustilaginaceae. The transcript has a single exon. Gene Ontology annotation, biological process: protein localization to plasma membrane; GPI anchor biosynthetic process. Gene Ontology annotation, cellular component: endoplasmic reticulum; membrane.